GGUAGUGGGGAAGACUCAUUAGACCGGCUCCUGCCUGGCCCUCCUAUCACGGCCCCACGCAGGAAAAGCACAUCCCAGACUAAGACAGAGCCUCCCCUGCUUCGCACCGGCACACGCACCAUUUACACAGCCGGCAGACCCCCCUGGUACGAUGAGCAUGGUGCACAGUCCAAAGAGGCCUUCGUCAUCGGUACGACCGUUAUGGAUGUAUGCCUUAUUUUAUUGUCAGUGUGUGGAGUGUUAAUCGUGAAUUUUUGAUGUUGUAUGUGUAGUGUUGUAAUGGUCUUUCCUUAUUGUGUGACAUGUUGUUGUACUGAAACAUACAUGUGUUUGUCUGUGCAGGGUUGUGUGGGGGCAGUGCCUCAGGGAAGACCACAGUGGCCAAUAAGAUAAUCGAGGCUCUGGAUGUCCCCUGGGUAGUGCUGUUGUCCAUGGACUCCUUCUACAAGGUUAGAGACUGUCAUUCACUUGGCUUGCUUGAGAUUUAGCAUUUGGAGAUGCUACUGUAGGUUAAGGGGUUCCUCUCUGUUCCUCAUAACAGACUGGAGCCUUGUUGACAGACACCCUCGUGAUACUAUAUGAAUGAGUUUACCCACAAUCCCUCCCUCUUAAUGAUGUUAAUCACAUGUGAAGCACAUGAGGAAGAGACUGUCAACAGCCUGGGUAAUCCCCUCCCUCCCUCCCUCCCUCCCUCCCUCCCUCCCUCCCUCCCUCCCUCCCUCCCUCCCUCCCUCCCUCCCUCCCUCCCUCCCUCCCUCCCUCCCUCCCUCCCUUCUUCCUCCCUUCUUCCUUCCUUCCUUCCUUCCCUCCCUCCCUCCCUCCCUCCCUCCCUCCCUCCCUCCCUCCCUCCCUCCCUCCCUCCCUCCCUCCCUCCCUCCCUCCCUCCCUCCCUUCCUCCCUUCUUCCUUCCCUCCCUCCCUCCCUUCCGUCAUGUCUGUUUAUAGAACACCAGGGAACAACAUGCACCCUGUCCCAUGGACUCAACAUGCAAGCACACACACAUACAUGCACACGUAAACGAACGCACACACACAGUGUUGGGGAGUAACUGAUUACAUGUAAUCAGAUUUUUUUUAAACUCACUUUAAUCACUUACGUUACCAGCAACAAAUUGUAAACAGAUUACAGAUACUUUGGAAAAAUUAGUUGAUUACUUCAUAGAUUAGUUUUAAAUUCAGAAAGGAUGUUUGUGAAAAAAUACAUGAUGACACCUUUUCUCAAUGACAUUCAAUUCAGCAUGAAAAAAGGUGCAAGUUUAGGUUUGUUCCACCUGAGCGAGUCUGACCACAAAUCAAAGACCACUAUGAUGACACCAAAUUUUAUGGAUUAUUUUUGUUUUCUUCUAAUGCCUCUUAAGGGGAAAGUAAUCAAAAAGUAACUGAGAGUCAUCAGAUUACCUUACUGAGUUUGGGUAAUCCAAAAGUUACAUUACUGAUUACAAUGUUGGACAGGUAACUAGUAACUGUAACCGAUUACAUUUAGAAAGUAACCUACCCAACCCUGCACACACACUACAUGAGUAGGCAGAGUUACACUCUUUUUUUUACACAUUCACCUUUUCCCUUUACCCUGUGAAAGAUACCAUUGUGUUUCUGUGUCCAUCCUUCCCUGAAGUUUGUUCUCCCCUAGGUUCUGACCCCUGAGGAACAGACCCUGGCAGCCAGUAACGACUACAACUUUGACCACCCAGGGGCGUUUGACUUUGAGCUGCUGGUUGCCACCGUUAAGAGACUCAAACAGGGCAAGAGCGUGAAGAUCCCAGUGUAUGACUUCACUACACACGGCAGACAGAAAGACUGGGUGAGUGCAGAACUGGGAGGCCAUGUACCAAGGGAAAACUCUAGAUUCUCCUGAUAUAUUUAUCCACCGUUGGUAACAUUAUAAGAUGGGUAUAACUGGCAUCUGUUGCAGUUCUGAGCAUUUCUGUUGUCUGUCUCUCCCCUGUGUAGAAAACUGUGUAUGGUGCCAGUGUGGUCAUCUUUGAGGGGAUCAUGUCCUUUGCAGACAAAGAGCUUUUAGAGGUAAGGCUGUAUGAUCAUCACAUGUUUAUGACUUCUUUACUGAAACAGUUGAGUCAUUCGUGACUGCAAGGUACAGGAACAUAGUUCUCUAUUGCUGCUCUGUCUGUCUCCAGCUCCUAGACAUGAAGAUCUUUGUGGACACUGACUCAGACAUCCGACUGGUACGUCGGCUGCGCAGGGACAUCACAGAGCGCGGACGGGACAUCGAGGGGGUCAUCAAGCAGUACAACAAGUUUGUGAAGCCUGCGUUUGAGCAGUACAUUGAACCCUACAUUCGGUUGGCAGACAUCGUUGUGCCACGAGGUGAGAAAUGGAGCACUACCCAUUAGAAAGGUCAAAAGUGCAUUGUUUCUACAUUCUGCAUUUUGUGCAUCUGUCGAUCUCGAUAUAAUAUUUAGUAGCCAUUGGCAGCUAAUACCAAUAUGAAGGUAUAUAUUUCCUGCUGAUAUACUAUUGUUUCGUAGCCGAUAAUCUGUGCAGAUAUUGUUAAUUGUGAGGAAUCCAUUUGAGCUAGCGAAUUGUUUCUCUCCAAAUGAAAAUAUGUUGUUUCCUAGUGAAAAUAUGAUUCCCUCUCCCAGGUGGUGGUAACAUGGUGGCCAUUGACCUGAUUGUCCAGCAUGUCCACAAGCAGAUGGAGGAGGUGAGUGAGCCACAGAACACUAUACUCAGUAGACUGUAUAUACAUUGAGUGUACAAAACAUUAGGAACACCUUCUCUUUCCAUGACAGACUGACCAGGUGAAUCCAGGUGAAAGCUGUGAUCCCUUAUUGUCUCUCUCUCUCUCUCUCUUUCACUCUCUCUCUCGCUCUCUCUCUCUUUCUCUCUCUCUCGUUCUCUCUCGUUCUCUCUCGCUCGCUCUCGCUCUCUCUCCUUCUCUCUCUCGCUCUCUUUCUCUCUCUCUCGCUCUCUCUCCUUCUCUCUCUCUUUUGCUCUCGCUUUCCCUCUCUCUUUCUCUCUCUCUUUGUGCAGCGUGAGCUCAGUGUCAGGUAGGCUUACACAUCUCUUAGACCUCCUCCCUCCCUCCCUUCCCUGUAUGUGAGAUUUUGUAAGGGUUUUAUUCACAAUUCCCCCACCAAGUGUCUCAAGGUGACUACAUGGUUUCCUUUUAUUAAAGAACUAGUGGGAGAGCAGAAUAGUGUCUUGUCAUUGUCACCUAUUCAAAUGUAUUCUCCUUUGUGAUGUUUACUCCAGGGCAGUCCUGGCCUCGGCCCAGAAGACUCAGCCCCUCCCCCAGACCCUCAGUGUGUUGGAGGGUACGCCCCAGGUUAAAGGCCUGCACACCAUCAUCAGGUCAGAUCACGGUCAAAUAGAGCCAGUCUAGAAUCAACACACACUUGUUUUUUUCUCAUUCUCCUCCAACUCAUUUGUCUAAUCCAGGAAUCAGGAGACCAGUCGAGACGAGUUCAUCUUCUACUCCAAGAGGUUGAUGCGUCUCCUUAUUGAACAUGCUCUAACAUUCCUGCCCUCUCAGGUAUGUGGACAUUAUUUGCCAAUGUUUAUAGUGGAUUUUAUUGUAAUAUGUUAUUUUGUUAUAUAUGAUUAGACAUAAUGUCACUGACUUCAUCCCUAUUGUAUGAUGUCACAGCCCUGCACGGUACAGACCCCACAGGGCCAGGAGUAUGAGGGGAAAAGUAGCUUCAGUGGAAAAGGGGUGGGUACUAUACAAUCAUUGGUACUACUCCUAUUUCCCUGCACUGUGUUUGGUAUUUAUUUCUAAUAGUAUAGAUUUUGUGUGUUUGUAACCAUGCUGAAGCUCUGUCCUCCUCCCCCCAGAUCACAGGUGUGUCUAUCCUGCGGGCAGGGGAGACCAUGGAGCCUGCUCUGAGGGCGGUGUGUAAGGACGUCCGCAUCGGCAAGAUCCUCAUCCAGACCAACCUGGACUCAGGAGAACCAGAGGUACUUUAGAAAGUAACAGAAUAGAAUGGAAUAGAUCUUUAUUGGCUGAAGAGAGGAGAACGGGUCCUGUUUAGAAUAGUUACACUUACUGUAUAUCCACCUCACCUGGUGUCUCCCUAGUAACCAGAUCUGCCUCCUCUUCCUGAUCGUAUCUCUGUGGUAACCCUGUUUCUCCUUCAUCCCGUCCAGCUGCAUUACCUGCGUCUGCCCAAAGACAUCAGUGAGGACCAUGUCAUUCUAAUGGACAGCACUGUGUCUACAGGCGCUGCAGCCAUGAUGGCUGUACGGGUCCUAUUGGUAAGGUGGCAAUAAUAGACAUCCCCAUCCCAUAAUAACAGAGAGCCCCUGUCUUCAUGAUUAAUCACUCAUUGUUAUAGUAACCAUAUAAUUAUAAUUAGUCGUUGUAUUUCUAUGACAUUACUAACCAUACUACAUUUACAUUACUAAAUGGCUGGGUUUUUAAAUGAUGGCCAUAGCACUAAAUGUGUUUUGAUGUGUUCAUGCAGGACCACGAGGUGCAGGAGGAGAACAUUGCGCUGGUCUCUCUGCUCAUGGCAGAGUUGGGAGUGCACUCGGUGGCCUAUGCAUUCCCCAAGGUCAAAAUCAUCACCACCGCUGUGGACAAGAGUGUUGAUGACUUCCUGCAAGUCAUUCCAGGGAUUGGUGGGUUUGGCAUUGAUAUAGCUAACAUGUCUUACCCCAUACACUAGUACAAACCACUCCCUCCUGUAGUAACCCACUGGGCACAGAUGUCAGUUCAACGUUUGGUUGAGUUGUCAACUAAUGUGAAUUCAAUGUGAAAUCAAUAAAACAUUUCACCAUGUCAUUGGAUUUAGGUUAAAGGUUGCUUGAAAGAAAAUGCAUUGAUGACUUUUUGUAAAUCCAAUUGGUUUUCCAAGUUGAUUCAAUGUCAUCACAGAGUUUUUGGGUUUGUAAGUAAGCAUUUCACUGUAAUGUCUGCACCUGUUGUAUUCGGCGCAUGUGACCAAUAAAAUUUGAUUUGAUUUGAUUUGAUUAAAUGACGUGGAAUCAACGUUGAUUCAACCAGUUUUUGCCCAGUGGGAUGUCUGAUGUCACAGUGAUGUCUGAUGUGUUGCUCCAUGUAAUGAAACUCUAUAUUUCUGUGUGUUCUGUUGAUACAGGGGACUUUGGAGACCGUUACUUUGGGACAGAUGGUGGAUCAUCAGGCUGGAGUGGCGAUGAGGAACAGGAGCGCCCCAAACAACAAACAUGAACGGGAUUCUGUGAAACACAAGGUUAAAGGCAAGCCUCGUGAAACCAGACUGUGACCUUGUGAGAUCAGGCUGGUUUAACAAGGCUAGUUAAGGGCAGGAUUGCCCGGCAACACCAGUCACAUUCCAUUUAGCUGCUAUAAAUAGACAACAAAUGGUUCUCUAUAAACAAGUCAAUAGUCAAAUGUAUGUACAGCAAGACAUUUUGUAUUCUAUUUUAUGGUACAUAUUAGAAGAUUUUAAUGGAGUGAUUAUUGUUCUAUUUAUACAGUUGGAUUGUUCAGUUCUGGACUGCUCAAGCAGAAAAUGUUUAUAUAUGGGGCUACAUGAAACUGAAUCAGUUUCAUCCCCUCUGAAGAGGAUGCUAUCUUGACAAUUGCGAUGCUAUCUUGGCAAUUUUAU
Coregonus sp. 'balchen' is the source of this 5551-nucleotide messenger RNA. NCBI's taxonomy places the organism in Eukaryota, Metazoa, Chordata, Actinopteri, Salmoniformes, Salmonidae. The record is from the annotation of a GenBank genome assembly.